This is a messenger RNA of Racocetra persica, 239 nucleotides long. NCBI's taxonomy places the organism in Eukaryota, Fungi, Glomeromycota, Glomeromycetes, Diversisporales, Gigasporaceae. The record is from the annotation of a GenBank genome assembly.
AACAGAUUACUAAAGAAGUAAAUAAAACAAAAGAUAGAAAAAUAGAUGAAAUAGUAAAUAUGAAUAAAAAGGUAGACAACAUAGUAGAUAAAAAAGCAAAUAAAGAGAUAGAUAAACUGGUAAACAAAUUGAUAGAUAAAAUAAUAAAUAAUAUAGAGUAUGAAGUAGUAGAUAAGUAUAUAUACAAGACAACAAAUAAAGAAAUAGACAAAAUAAUAGAUAAAAUAGCAGAUGAAGUG